This is a messenger RNA of Hydra vulgaris (swiftwater hydra), 2265 nucleotides long. RefSeq names its product ferric-chelate reductase 1. Gene Ontology annotation, cellular component: membrane. The record is from RefSeq and is a predicted model, not a curated record. NCBI's taxonomy places the organism in Eukaryota, Metazoa, Cnidaria, Hydrozoa, Anthoathecata, Hydridae.
AAUGCAAAUUUUUUUUUAUGUUUUAAAUUUUUUAUCUUUGGCAAUUGCUCAAUUAGAUCUUUCCAUAUGUGAAAAUAACAAUGUGGCAUGUUUUCGUGAUGAAGAAGAUUGUACAGCCAAUGAUUGCAAUGCUGUAGCCACAUAUCAAUAUGAUAAAAUACAAGACAAAGUAAUUUUUGUGUUAUGGGGAAGUAAAGAUAUUAAUUGGGUUGCAUUUGGACAAAGAAAUUCAAACUCAGGUCCAUUCAUGGUUACUAUUCGGGGACAAUACUGUGUGCGAUCUGAAAAUAUUUUGUUAGGAAAUUUUAAUGGAAAUUCAAUCACAAAAAACACCAGACCACAAUUUGUUCCACAGGGGAGUGAUAUAGCUUUGUUGGAAUCAAAAGAAAUGCCUGAUGGGUCUUUUUUUUGUAGAUUUGAAAGAUCAAAAAAUCUAGACAAUUCUAACUUUUAUCAACUUACGGAUCCUAUCUAUGCUGCAAUUGCGUUUGGCACAUCACUUAACAGCAAUCUUCCUACUUAUCAUGGAAGUUCGUAUCGAAUAUCUGUACAACCAAUAAAUUUUUUAUUAUCGAUGUAUAACUCUGCUUCAAAUAAUAUAAAUACUUCAACUUCAACAAUAACAAACGUGACUCUAAAUACAAUAACAACAACAAUAACAACAACAACAACAGCAACAACAACAAUUCAAGGCAACAACAGUUCAAUUCAGCAAUUGACUUCAACAAGCAAGCCAGAUUUAUCAAAGUGUGACAUAGAAUUUAAUUGCUUUCGUCACCCAUCUGGAUGUACUUCAAAUUGUAUUGCAGUUGCAACUUUUUUCUAUGAUAAAAGUACCAACAAAUACGUUAAUGAACUUUGGUCAAGUGCUUCUAAAAAAUGGGUUGCAUUUGCUCAAAAAGCUGAUAAUUCAAAUCCUGCUUUCAUGGUAAACUUACAAGGUCAAUAUUGUCUUUUAACCUCUUCAACAGUAGUUUUCGGUAGUUUAGAUGCAACAACAAUAACUACAAAUGAUGCCCCCGUUUGGAUUACAAUGAUUCCUGGAGUAGAAAUGAUCGCUUCAACAGUUUUUAAUGAUGGAUCGUUUAGUUGCAGAUAUACAUCGAAUGCUAAUCCUUCAAAUAGCAAUCUUUUUUUAGCGCUUGCAUUUGGAUCUUCUACAAACGGUCAGUUUCCAGAAUACCAUGAAUAUAACAGCUAUUCAAAAUCUGAUGCAAAAGUAAAUCUCUUGGCUAUUCAAAAGGUUUUAUCAGAUUCAUCUAUAAGCAAUUUAAUAAAAGGGCAUGGGAUUUUGAUGACUUUAGCAUGGCUGUUUUUUGCAACAUGUGGAAUAUUUAUGAGUCGUUACAUGAAACCAUUUUUAAAGACAAAAAUAAAUGACAAAGACGUUUGGUUUAGAAUGCAUCAAUUGUUUAUGUCAUCAACUUUGAUUUGUUUUGUUGUUGGCUUAAUAUUAAUUUUGGUUGAUUUAAAAGGAAGAUGGUCAAAGAAUGCUGGUACUCAUCACAUCCUAGGAUUGACAGCUAUUGUUUUAGGUUUGGUACAGCCAUGUAUAGCUUUGCUUCGUUGUGCGCCCGAUCAUAAAGAUCGUUAUAUUUUUAAUUGGGUGCAUCGAUUAAUUGGAAUGUUGGCUUGGUUUAUUGCAGCGAUUGCAGUUAUAUAUGGUUUGAAAUUACUGAACAUCAAUCAUGUUGCUGUAGUAGUUUUUAUACCCGUUGUGAUUGUUUUGUUUGUUGUACUCGAUCUCAUUCUACUGAAAUUUAGACCAAAUUUAGAUAAGGCCAAACCUCAAGUUGCAUACUCGUCAAUCCAGUUUAAUAUGGAAACUACUUCAAAAGAAAAUAAAACAGAUGAAUACAUAUCUACGUUUUUUAUGGUGGUUUUGUACAUUUUUGUAGCUGCCGUUGCCAUUGCUAUUUCGAUAUCCAUUGGAAAAUUUUAAGCACUUUUUUUUUAAUAUUUUGUUCUAAUAAUUAAUUCUUAAGUAAUAAAACAUAUCCCUCUCUUCUCUUACCGCCCCACUUUUGUAAAGGUUUUAUUUGAAAAAUUAAAUCUGGUUUUGUGGCACGGUGUGGCGUUUACUUUUUUUUUACUUUUUAUUUUUUUAUUUUUGAUAUUUUGCGGAAUAUAUUUAAUAAGCGGUAUUUACACUCGUAUAAUAUUCGUAUAUUUAUUCACGAAAUUUUUUAUUUUAACAAAGCUCUUGAAGCAAAUGUUUUACUUUUUUACGAUUUGUAUGCAUUUUAUUGGUAAAUUAAUAUUUAA